GUACUACCUAUCGGUCAGAAAAGCUUCCGGAUCCUGAGGUGUUCAGGGGAGAUCGUGAUCGAGAAAGAUUACACCUAUUCAAGCAACAAAUGAGAAUCAAGCUAUUGGGAAAUGCCGAUCGCUAUCCCACUCUACAGUCUAAAUUAUCCUAUGCGUUCAGUAGAUUGGAAGGCGUUGCUGCCAAUCAGUUCUUACAGUAUGUCGGUGAAGGAGGUAUCACCUUGCCUUCUAUGCUACGGUUUUAUGAGGUUUUGGACACUGCUUUUGGAGACCCCGAUCGGAUGCGUACGGCUAGGAGGAACCUUAGAAAUAUCCGUCAACGAAAUCGAACGUUCGCCGACUAUUUUGCCGAGUUUCAACGUGUGAGAGAUGCGUACCAGACCACAAGAGUACACUACGCAGAGCUCAGAGUUCGGCUAACAGCUACAAAGGUAGAAGUCUCCAAGGUCUCUUCAGUCAACGUCGAGUAUGAAUCUCCUUGA
This is a messenger RNA of Morchella sextelata, 482 nucleotides long. RefSeq lists its product as uncharacterized. The annotation marks the transcript as partial. The transcript has a single exon. The record is from RefSeq and is a predicted model, not a curated record. NCBI's taxonomy places the organism in Eukaryota, Fungi, Ascomycota, Pezizomycetes, Pezizales, Morchellaceae.